UGUCUUUUUGGUCCCACGUGGGCGAGCGAGUGAUGGCAGCGCUGGUUGUGUCCGAGGCAGCGAAACAGGGCGGCCGGAGAGGCCCUGGCGGAGGUCGGGCUGUCAGGGGCCGUUUGGCCAAUCAGAUCCCCCCUGAGAUCUUGAACAACCCCCAGCUACAGGCAGCUAUCCAGGUCCUGCCUUCCAACUACAACUUUGAGAUCCCAAAGACCAUCUGGAGGAUCCAACAAGCCCAGGCCAAGAAGGUGGCCUUGCAAAUGCCCGAAGGCCUCCUCCUCUUUGCCUGCACCAUUGUGGAUAUCUUGGAAAGGUUCACAGAGGCUGAAGUGAUGGUGAUGGGUGAUGUGACCUAUGGGGCUUGCUGUGUGGAUGACUUUACUGCGAGGGCCCUGGGAGCUGACUUCUUAGUGCACUAUGGCCACAGCUGCCUGGUUCCCAUGGAUACCUCAGCCCAAGACUUCCGGGUGCUGUAUGUCUUUGUGGACAUCCGGAUAGACACUGCCCACCUACUGGACUCUAUCCGUGUCACCUUUCCCCCAGCCAGUGCCCUUGCCCUGGUCAGCACCAUUCAGUUUGUGUCAACCUUGCAGGCAGCUGCCCAGGAGCUGAAAGCUGAGUAUCAAGUGAGUGUCCCACAGUGCAAGCCCCUGUCCCCUGGGGAGAUUCUAGGCUGCACAUCCCCCCGCCUGCCCAAAGAAGUGGAGGCUAUUGUGUAUCUUGGAGAUGGCCGCUUCCAUCUGGAGUCUGUCAUGAUUGCCAACCCCCAUGUCUCCACUUACCGGUACGACCCAUACAGUAAAGUCCUGUCCAGAGAGCACUAUGACCACCAGCGUAUGCAGGCUGCUCGUCAAGAAGCCAUAGCCACAGCCAGAUCAGCUAAAUCCUGGGGCCUUAUUCUGGGCACUUUGGGUCGCCAGGGCAGUCCCAAGAUCCUGGAGCACCUGGAAUCUAGGCUCCAAGCCUUGGGACUUCCCUUUGUGAGGCUGCUGCUGUCUGAGAUCUUCCCCAGCAAGCUUAGCCUACUUCCUGAGGUGGAUGUGUGGGUGCAGGUGGCAUGUCCACGUCUCUCCAUUGACUGGGGUACAGCGUUCCCCAAGCCACUGCUGACACCUUAUGAGGCGGCUGUGGCCCUAAGGGACAUUUCCUGGCAGCAGCCCUACCCGAUGGACUUCUAUGCCGGCAACUCCCUGGGGCCGUGGACGGUGAACCAUGGGCGGGACCGGCCCCAACAGGCCGGUGGUCGACUAGUACUAGGGAAGGUACAGGAGGAGUCCAUGAACCCCUCUCCAGCCGUGGCUUGCGAGGAUUGCAGCUGCAGAGACUAGAAAAUGGCGCCACACGCUCCUUGAGACGUUCCUGGUUCCAGGAGAGUAUGCGUCUGGCAAGCAGAUUCCCCGGAGCCAUCACCCUCACCCACUCUGGUGGCCACUUUAUUCCAGUGUCUGCACCCCAGCGCCAGGCCUACCUCAAGUUCUUGGACCAAUUUGCAGAGUG
Molecule: messenger RNA, 1494 nt
Organism: Nycticebus coucang (slow loris)
Lineage: Eukaryota; Metazoa; Chordata; Mammalia; Primates; Lorisidae
Gene: DPH1
Product: diphthamide biosynthesis 1
Exons: 13
Coding region: 33-1325 (430 amino acids)
Biological process (GO): protein histidyl modification to diphthamide
Molecular function (GO): 2-(3-amino-3-carboxypropyl)histidine synthase activity
Source: RefSeq, a predicted model, not a curated record